AUGAAGAAGAAAGGCGUCGACGAGUUCCCGUUCUGCGUCCACCUCGUCUCCUGGGAGAAGGAGAACGUCUCCAGCGAGGCUCUCGAGGCGCCUAAGUCCCACUUCUGUCGCGGAGUCCCCGACCCGAAGAUCCGAAUCUACGACGUUGGCAUGAAGAAGAAAGGCGUCGACGAGUUUCCCGUUCUGCGGGAGAAGGAGAACGUCUCCAGCGAGGCUCUCGAGGCGGCGCGUAUCGCGGGUAACAAGUACAUGGCCAAGUUCGCCUGGAAAGACGCGUUCCAUCUACGCGUUAGGGUUCAUCCUUUCCAUGUGCUCCGCAUCAAUAAGAUGCUCUCGUGCGCUGGAGCCGAUAGGCUUCAGACUGGUACGAGGGGGGCGUUUGGGAAGCCUCUUGGGACUUGCGCUAGUGUUGAUAUCGGACAGGUGUUGCUCUCUGUGAGGUGCAAGGAUAGCAACAAGAACAAUGCUUGUGAGGCUCUCAGGAGGGCUAAGUUUAAGUUCCCCAGUCGCCAGAAGAUCAUUGAGAGCAGGAAGUGGGGAUUUACCAAGUUCAACCGUGUUGACUAUGUGAGAUUGAAGUCAUAGAAACACGUCCUUCCUGAUGGUGUCAAUGCUAAGGUUUCACACUCUUAUGGUGUUAUCUACUGCAUUAUUUGGCAAACCUGCCUUGCAGAAUCUCAUUUGCAAUGGACUUGUACUUGCUGAGGACGGAA
Fragaria vesca subsp. vesca is the source of this 713-nucleotide messenger RNA. RefSeq names its product 60S ribosomal protein L10-like. The transcript has 3 exons. Lineage: Eukaryota; Viridiplantae; Streptophyta; Magnoliopsida; Rosales; Rosaceae. The record is from RefSeq and is a predicted model, not a curated record. The coding region runs from base 1 to 585 and encodes 194 amino acids.